Molecule: messenger RNA, 923 nt
Organism: Thlaspi arvense
Lineage: Eukaryota; Viridiplantae; Streptophyta; Magnoliopsida; Brassicales; Brassicaceae
Source: the annotation of a GenBank genome assembly
AUGAUUCAGCUACUGUUUUUCGUUCUGUUUGUAGAAGGUGCGAUUGCGUUCUUACUGCUGGUGAAGAUUGGUCCUCUAAGGGAGCUUGUAAUAAAGAGCUUAGACCAGCUUAAAAUGGGGAAAGGUCCUGCCACUGUGAAAACCAUCGCUGGAACCAUGUCUGUAAUCCUCUUGUCGAAUCUCAUGAACAUCAUCAAGAUCCAGAACAAGGGUGCGAAACUUGGGACUAUGUCUCCUAUGGAUCAGGUCCUCUGGAGAACCCACUUGCUCGAGGCUUCUCUAUUGGGUGUUGUGCUCUUUCUCGGCUUCAUAAUUGACCGGACGCAUCAUUACCUAGGAAAGCUACUCACUUUAAGAAGCAAUGUCGGGUCAUCAAAAGGAGAAGUCGAACAACUUAGGAAGGAGAGAACCGAAGUGAAGGAGAAAGAAGAGAAGACAUCCAAGGAGAUUAAGCAGCUGAAGGAAAAACUGUCACGUGUUUCAGAGAGUCUGAAGAAAGUAGAGAAGGAAGCCAAAGAGAAAGAAACGAAGCUCGAAACAGCUGAAGCCCAUGUUACAGCUCUUCAAAAACAGUCUUCAGAGCUAUUGUUGGAGUAUGACAGAUUGCUAGAAGACAACCAGACUCUCCAAAGCCAGAUUUCGGUUGGAACCAAAAUCUUGAAAUGAUGUUAAGAUACUUGAGAGCCGUCUAAUAGGGGAAUUUAGAGUGUUUGUAACGAUUGGGUCCUUAUAGUUUAUGCAGAAGUGGUGUUUGGAUGAAUUCUAGUAACAUUUUACAGUUUUGGUUUCAGAAAGCUCACUCGCUUUUUCUUUUCUUCCAUUUGCUGGAAGGAAAUGAAUUUACCCAUUGAUGCUGUCUUUGAAAUGUUCAGUUUAUGAAAAAUUAAAUUUAUCAUCACGAAAAAGCCAUAUCAAUAUCAAGC